This is a messenger RNA of Ostrea edulis (European flat oyster), 1836 nucleotides long. RefSeq names its product solute carrier family 22 member 4-like. Gene Ontology annotation, molecular function: transmembrane transporter activity. The record is from RefSeq and is a predicted model, not a curated record. The transcript has 8 exons. Gene Ontology annotation, biological process: transmembrane transport. Gene Ontology annotation, cellular component: membrane. Lineage: Eukaryota; Metazoa; Mollusca; Bivalvia; Ostreida; Ostreidae. The coding region runs from base 17 to 1582 and encodes 521 amino acids.
AGUGUUGCUCAUAAAAAUGGAAUCCCUUAACUUUGUCCUGGAGGAUAUCAUUACAGAAUGUGGUGGCUUUGGUAGGUUCCAGUAUAUUGUCAUCGCUGUGGCUUUUCUGGUGAAAGUGACGUGUGCAUGGAGUAUCCUGAUGAUGCAGUUUGCCGGAUCCACCCCGGAAUGGUGGUGCACGUGGACCACAAAUACUUCACUUGACUACUUCGGUAAUACGAGUGUGGAGGACAUGAAGGUGUGUAAACCACUAGCAAAUGAAUCUGCCACAGGACAAUGUUCAGAUUUUCGAUUUUCAUCAGAAAUUAAGACCAUCGUUAACGAGUGGGCGUUGAUCUGUGAUAAGGACUGGGUGACGUCCACCAUCACCACUAUACAAAUGGGCGGACUGUUAGUCGCCGGUCUUCUGUCCGGACAUUUGGCGGACACAUUCGGCCGGAAGUUAACCUUCUUCCUCUCUUUGGUUGUCAUGAUGAUAGGGAAUUUCAUAGCUGCUUUUUCCGUCUCGUGGCAGAUGUUUGCUGUCUUGAGAUUUGUGAUCGGGUUCGGUGCCGGACAGUUUUUGGCUACGUUAUAUAUUUACAUGAUAGAGUUUAUUCCUAAGAAACAUCGGUCACUAAUUGCAGCUCUACCAACCUUCCCAAUAUUUGCAGCCCUGUUAGCCCUUGUCUCCUACCUGAUAAAGGACUGGAGACAUUUACACUUUGUGACCGCUGCCUUGACCUUGCCGUCAUUAUUGGGAAUUUUCGUAAUCCCAGAGAGUUUUCGGUGGUUAGCUUCCCGCUUCAAAAUAAAAGAGGCGGGGAAAGUGAUAAACAAGAUAGCUUGGAUGAACGGAUGUCCGCCACCAGACGUCAGCAAAAUCCAGCAAGCCUUACAGAACAAAAACAAACUCAAAGACAGGAAAUAUUCCGUCAUUGAUAUAUUCCGAGAGAAAUAUUUACUUAAAAGGACAGUGCUGCUGUGGUUUUGUUGGAUAUCCUGUGGGUUUUCCUACUACGGACUGGCUUUUGGAGUUGGUCAGCUAUCAGGGAGUCUCUAUAUCAACAUGUUCCUUCUGUCUGCAGUAGAAAUCCCCGGAACCUUUAGCACGUGGUGUCUCACCAACCAGUUUGGGAGACGAUGGACGUGUUUGGUUCUGCUGUUAUUGUCAUCUUUAGGCGGCUUAGCAACGGGAACUGUCCAAACUUUAGAUCCUGAAUCUGUUCCAAACCACGGUCUGAUUGUCACUGUCCUUGCUAUUACUGCCAAACUUGCCAUUUCCGCAGCCUGGACGUCCAUCAUCACCAUGACGACAGAAUUAUACCCCACCGUCAUCAGGAACAUUUCUUACGGAUUUUUCAGUGCUGUCUCACGAGUGGGUGCGAUGGUGGCCCCACAAGUUAUUUUCCUUAGCAAGACAAUUCCUGGUCUAUUGUAUUUCGUGAUCGGGAGCACUUUGCUGGUCUCUAGUGUGUUUGCCUUUCUUCUUCCGGAAACUAAAGGGCGCCCUCUGGAGGACCAUGUUGUGGUUGAGGAGUCUGUCGAACAAAUGCAGCUAUUAGCAAAUAGCCAAAGGGAAAAAGAUGAGAUAAACACUUAAAACAAUGAAUGUCAAUGUGCAACGUAUCAGUUUAAUUACAAUUAGUGAAAUAGAUGCAUGUUUGUCUGACCCCCGAGAUUUAUCGUUGAACGAUAGAUCAAAUCACCGUGUAUUUAAAAAAUAUCAGCAUUCUAUUUCAUCACCACGGCCAAAAACGUCAAUAUGUACUUUCUCUGAGAUAAGUGUAAUAAACAAAGGGAUCUACUAUAAACGUAUUAACAUUUUAAACUCUGUAGUUUACUCUCGUUUUUACA